Molecule: messenger RNA, 1395 nt
Organism: Prosopis cineraria
Lineage: Eukaryota; Viridiplantae; Streptophyta; Magnoliopsida; Fabales; Fabaceae
Product: homeobox protein knotted-1-like 6
Biological process (GO): regulation of DNA-templated transcription
Cellular component (GO): nucleus
Molecular function (GO): DNA binding; DNA-binding transcription factor activity, RNA polymerase II-specific
Source: RefSeq, a predicted model, not a curated record
CAUGUAACAGUAAAUGUGUGAGAGCGUGGCGAGCUGUUCGAUUUAUUGGAAUUGGAAGUGGUUGUGUUUAUCGGUAUCUUCUUCUUCCAGAAGUUGCUUCUGCUACGCACAGACUUGGUGCUCGAGCUUUGUGUUCGACUUCGACCGGCGAUGGAAGAAAUCUACGGAGUGCCGAUGUCGGCGGACUACUCCGACAAGGCCUUGAUGACGCCGGAGAACCUCAUAUUCGCCACCGAUUACCAGAGUUUUCUCCCGUCCUCCUCCGGCGGCUUCCAUGAUCGGAAUCCGAUGUUCGGAUCUAACGACCUGCUUUCUGCCAUUUCCGAAGCUGAGCCGCCGUCUGUCGCCCCUGAAAUUCAACCUGAAGACAGUGCCUCCUCUCUCAUCAAAGCCAAAAUCGCUUCUCAUCCUCACUACCCUCGUCUCCUCCAUGCUUUCAUCGACUGCCAGAAGGUGGGAGCGCCUCCAGAAAUCGCGUGCCUGUUAGACGAAAUCCAGCGGGAAAACGAUGUCUGUAAGCGAGAGGUUGUUUCCACGUGCUUCGGUGACGAUCCCGAGCUCGACGAGUUCAUGGAAACCUAUUGCGACCUGCUGAUGAAGUAUAAGUCUGAUCUUUCCCGGCCGUUUGACGAAGCAACUACUUUCCUCAACGAGAUCGAAAUCCAGCUCAGCCAUCUCUGCUCUGGUGCUCCCGUUCCAACUCUUUCCGAUGAAGGAGGCGUGUCUUCAGAGGAAGAUGUAAGUGUAGGAGAUAGGGGUGCACGAGACGGUCGAUUGCGGGGGGAAGACCGGGAGCUGAAGGACAGGCUUUUAAACAAGUUUGGUAGCCGUAUUAGCAGUUUGAAAUUAGAGUUCUCGAAGAAGAAGAAGAAGGGCAAGCUCCCUAAAGAGGCUAGGCAAACGCUUCUUGACUGGUGGAAUGUUCACUAUAAAUGGCCUUACCCUACGGAAGCUGAUAAGAUAGCACUGGCAAAGACGACGGGGCUGGAUCAGAAGCAAAUAAACAAUUGGUUUAUUAAUCAAAGGAAGCGUCAUUGGAGACCUUCGGAGAACCUGCAGUUCUCUGUCACGGAUACUCUAACCGGAGGAUUCUACUCGGAUCAUGUAUGAAGCCCUGGUACGUGUACAUUGACGUUGUAUUCUUCUUCUUAAUUCCUCAUAUUGGUGGCUUCCAUUACCCUCUGUAAAUUGUAAAAUGCACCAGCAUUGAACCACUUACAUUUCUCCUCAAGAAUGGGAAAUGCAUUAUUAUAAUUUGCUUCCUCUGUAAUUUUUUUAAAUGAAAAAUAACCUCAGACAAUGUUGCUUAUGCCUUUUCAAUUUUAACCUGAUAGCCCCGCGGGCCAAAGUGUAUGUACAUUGUAUAUUUUUGAAAAUGAAGGAGGUUUUCACACA